AUGGCUGACUCGAGGAUCGAACCUCUUCGUUCCACGACUUUCCCGGACACGCUUACGGAGGGAACUGCCGGGCCCAAGGCCACGGCUGGUAUCUUGCGAAAGAUACUCGACGGCAAGAUCCAGCUGGACGACCACCCCAUGUACUGGGACCGGCGGUUCUUCGAUGAGAAAGUUAUAAACUACUUCGCGCCUGUGUUCAGCCACGUCUGCCUGUUCCCCCACGAGGAGCGCGAAGCCGUCAUGGCGGAGUGCAACCCCUUGUUCGAGCAGUUGGAGGCGAGCAUGUUGGAAAGCCCAGUCUAA
Molecule: messenger RNA, 303 nt
Organism: Clonostachys rhizophaga
Lineage: Eukaryota; Fungi; Ascomycota; Sordariomycetes; Hypocreales; Bionectriaceae
Source: the annotation of a GenBank genome assembly